Drosophila albomicans is the source of this 605-nucleotide messenger RNA. RefSeq names its product male accessory gland serine protease inhibitor-like. Bases 206 to 460 code for a protein of 84 amino acids. NCBI's taxonomy places the organism in Eukaryota, Metazoa, Arthropoda, Insecta, Diptera, Drosophilidae. Gene Ontology annotation, molecular function: serine-type endopeptidase inhibitor activity. The transcript is spliced from 2 exons. The record is from RefSeq and is a predicted model, not a curated record.
UAGAAAUAACACAAACUGAUGGCGUAACGAGGUCGAAUAUUACAUUUGUAAAUCAACACAAUUUCAAAACGCUCGACGCUGUAGAACUACGAUAAGAGAGCUCUGAAAAUGUCAACUUAAUGGUUAACUUAACAGUUCAGUUCGUAUUUGUCGCUAUUAAGAAGAACUUCUAGUAGCAGCUGAAUUAUUAUUAAUACUCUCAAAAAUGAACAUGAAAUUUGUUGCGGUUUUUCUAAUGUUGGUUGCUUAUUUUGCCCAUUCCUGGGCAUUAAAAAAUGAUGUAUGCGGAUUACCACAUUCACAGGAUGGCGAUGGAUUUUAUGUGUGUAAGGCACAAAUUCCCAAGUGGAGCUAUAAUUCUAAGACAAAUGAGUGUGUGAACUUCACUUAUGGAGGUUGUGGUGGCAAUGACAAUCGCUUUGAAACCGAACAGCAAUGCAAGGACAAAUGCAAAGAGUGAAGACAACAAGAUGCUGUAGAUAUUUGAUUUCAUUUAGCCAAGGACUCAAAACAUUCAUUUUAUAAACCAAAUUUUUGCGAUCUUAUGAAAAAGUUAACAACAAUAAAAUGAAUCUUUAGGAUGAUGUCAUUCUUCACCGAGAACA